Cylicocyclus nassatus is the source of this 451-nucleotide messenger RNA. NCBI's taxonomy places the organism in Eukaryota, Metazoa, Nematoda, Chromadorea, Rhabditida, Strongylidae. The record is from the annotation of a GenBank genome assembly.
AAGCGGUCGACGAGGUUAGUCGGGAGUGCCAGCAGUUUUCUGCACAAACAUGAGGUACUUUGUACUUCUCUACACUGUCCUAUUGGUCACGCUGAUUUCCACAAUUCCCACAGCUUUUGCCAGUGUUCGAGUGAAACGUCAGUACUACGGAAUGUACGGUAUGUAUCCGUACGGAGGCGGUAUGUACAACCCUUACACCUUCAACUAUCCCCUAUAUGGAUAUCAAUAUCGGAACGGUCUUGGUGGUUUCGGCUAUGGUAUGAAUGGCAUGUACGGUAUGAAUGGCAUGUAUGGUUUGGGUGGCUUGGGUUACGGUGGCCUUGGUGGACUUGGUUACGGAAUGUAUGGAAAGUAAAGGAAGUUUUGGUAGAUCUUGUAUUUUUACACUUUCGUUUUUUCUUUGACAUGAAGCAUUUACUGUGUACUCAAAUGGAAUAAAAGUUUAUAACAG